AAACGAAAUUCUUUUCAAAAUUAAAUUCUAACCCCCGAUAAACCCAUUCUCGUCGACGACAAGCUUCCCAUACUCUGUCGGACGCCGUUCACCGUUCUCAGCCCUGCGUGGUUGUUCUUGUACACGCAGUGAAGAAGGUCACUUAACUUGAAGGAGCAGUAAAUGCAUGCUUAUCUUCCUCCGCUGGCAUGGCCUUGAGAAAUUUUAAAUUUUCCAAGCUGAAGAAACGAAGUUUUCCAUAAUAAGGAGAGAGUCUAGGAUUUUCAAGCUCUCUGUCUCUGAGCCAGUAUCAUAACCUUAAAAUAAUUAUCCUUACCUGGCUAUACUGGUUGCUAAAUGUUGAUUUGGAGAGUACAAUGACCCAGCCAACGGUGAUACUUGCAACAGCAAGUUAUGAUCACACUAUUCGUUUUUGGGAGGCCAAAAGUGGCCGGUGCUAUCGAACUAUCCAAUAUCCAGAUUCGCAAGUCAAUCGGCUAGAAAUAACCCCAGACAAACGUUACCUGGCUGCAGCUGGUAAUCCUCACAUACGAUUAUUUGAUGUAAACUCAAAUAGCACUCAACCAGUGAUGAGCUAUGAUUCACAUACCAACAAUGUAAUGGCAGUGGGGUUCCAAUGCGAUGGAAAUUGGAUGUAUUCAGGUUCGGAGGAUGGCACAGUUAAGAUUUGGGAUUUAAGGGCACCAGGUUGUCAGAGGGAGUAUGAAAGUCGUGCAGCAGUGAAUACUGUUGUGCUACAUCCAAAUCAGACUGAACUGAUAUCUGGUGACCAAAAUGGUAAUAUUCGUGUAUGGGAUUUGACUGCAAACUCAUGCAGCUGUGAACUGGUCCCAGAGGUGGAUACAGCUGUACGCUCUUUAACAGUUAUGUGGGAUGGAAGCUUGGUUGUUGCGGCAAAUAAUCAUGGGACGUGUUAUGUGUGGCGUCUUUUGCGAGGAACCCAGACAAUGACAAACUUUGAGCCACUUCAUAAGCUGCAAGCACACGGGGGCUACAUUCUCAAAUGUCUCCUUUCACCUGAGUUCUGUGAACCCCACAGGUAUUUGGCUACUGCAUCUUCUGAUCAUACUGUCAAGAUAUGGAAUGUCGAUGGUUUCACACUAGAGAAGACUCUAAUAGGUCACCAGCGCUGGGUGUGGGAUUGUGUCUUCUCUGUGGACGGUGCCUACCUAAUUACAGCUUCAUCUGAUGCAACAGCAAGGCUUUGGUCUAUGUCGACUGGUGAAGAUAUUAGGGUUUACCAAGGUCAUCAUAAAGCUACAAUUUGUUGUGCUCUACAUGAUGGGGCUGAACCCACAGCAUCCUGAAGUAAACAUGUUCAGAUCUGUCUGCUUUUCUUCUUUUUUUCGUUUUUUUUCCCCCAGAAAACCUUAGAUGUAUCUUGUCUGUGAAUAAACAACCUGGUUUGUUCUUGGAAGGGGUUGGGUGGAUGAGAUGGGAAGGUGUUUCUAUGGUGUUUACUUAUUAUUGGUCUACGGUUUUUGUAUUAGCUGUCAAUUUGAUUGAGGUUUUGAUUGUGUUGAAUUGGAACUUUUGUUGUCAAAUAAGGUAAAUAUAUAUUUUUUUUGGGCCAAAGAAAUAAGGUAAAUAUACUGGUAUAGUAAUAUGUCGUGUUCAUUUUAAA
Molecule: messenger RNA, 1624 nt
Organism: Prosopis cineraria
Lineage: Eukaryota; Viridiplantae; Streptophyta; Magnoliopsida; Fabales; Fabaceae
Product: target of rapamycin complex subunit LST8
Exons: 12
Coding region: 357-1307 (316 amino acids)
Biological process (GO): TOR signaling; regulation of actin cytoskeleton organization
Cellular component (GO): TORC1 complex; TORC2 complex
Molecular function (GO): protein binding
Source: RefSeq, a predicted model, not a curated record